Messenger RNA from Corticium candelabrum, 3659 nucleotides. Its product is annotated as glutamate receptor-interacting protein 1-like. Lineage: Eukaryota; Metazoa; Porifera; Homoscleromorpha; Homosclerophorida; Plakinidae. Gene Ontology annotation, biological process: neurotransmitter receptor transport, endosome to postsynaptic membrane. The record is from RefSeq and is a predicted model, not a curated record. The transcript has 22 exons. The coding region runs from base 189 to 3470 and encodes 1093 amino acids. Gene Ontology annotation, molecular function: protein binding.
AAAAAAGCUUACACAUUGUGCCCUGCGUUGCGUUUCUGCUUUGGAAAGGAGAUUAACGCCGGCUUUCUACCUUAGAGAGUUAGCCGCGAGGUGUGGAACCGUCGACGUCGUUGGACUGAGUAAUGAAAAACGACUGCUGCUGCGUGGCCGUUACGUUUGCCGUACAAUAAGCUUGUUGCAGUGGUCCAAUGAAAGACAAGGUCGGAGGGCUGUUCAGAUCUCUGCGAGCGAAGAUGGGAGGCGGACAGUCACGGCAGGACACGAGAAAAGUGCCCGCUGGAGCGCCGGCGUCGGAAACAAACGAUGAGAAUGUUGUGAAUACGAUGAGUUCAAAUUCGAAGAAUCAGCAACGGAGACCUCGACAGAGUCAGUCUCAAGUGUCUGCCGCCACUUCUCGUUUGGUCACUCGCAAGGAGAUCGCCUACGUGGAAUUAUUGAAACGACCGGGACAAGCAUUGGGACUCAUUGUAUCAGGUGGAUCUGACAAGGCAAGUCUUGUGAAAGUUGGAGGUCUUCGAUCUGGUGGAUUGGCUCAGAAAAGCGAAUCUCUUGAAGUGGGAGACAGAAUUCUUGCUAUCAACGGGAAAAGCACUGACAAUCUGACUCAUUCAGAAGUCAUAUCUUUGCUAAAGAAUGCAGAAGAUGUCAUCACAUUGGAAAUUGAAUACGAAACAGCUGGAGAGGCUUCUCAUGAUGAGGAUGUGAUUACGAAAACAGUUCUUGUUUGUUUGAAGAAAGAGGGAAAUACGUUUGGCUUCAUGUUUAGUGGUGGGUCAGAGAAAGGCAGACCACUGACAAUAUCGAAUGUUCGCCCAGGAACUGCUGCAUACAGGAACGGUACGCUUAGACCUGGAGAUCGCAUGUUGAAGGUUAAUGGGAUGAACUUGCGACAUGCAACACAUGCUGAAGUGCUUGCAUUGCUAAAAUCAGCGAAACGAAAAAUUACUCUGGAACUGGAAUAUGACGUCACAUUACAUGAGAAUUUAGACGAAAUUCAAGGUCCCAUUUUGGUUGAAGUGCAAAAGCCUGUGGGAGGGAGUCUGGGUCUAACACUGACUGGUAAUCAAAUUGUUGGUGAGCCUAUCUUUAUCUCACAUAUCAAAGAUGCUGGCAUAGCAGAUAGGUGUGGUGCAUUACAUGUUGGCGAUCAAGUGCUGUCCAUUAAUGGUCAGUCUCUGACUGAGUGGAGUCUUCCCGAUGCUGUGCAGAUGCUUGUUGACUCUGAUACUACACUCAAGCUGGAAGUAUUGCCUGUCUCGCUACUGCCACCAAACUUUCUUCCUUCAAAUUUGGGUGUUGAGAAGAGUCCCAAAGGACGAGAUUUCAGUGAUGUUCCGCCAACUAGCCAACUGCAUCAACGGAGGCCUUCAGUUACUUCUCUUAGUGAAGGACCAACUCCUGCUCAAGGCCACAGUCGGAGACCUUCUAUUGGCUCUUUAAAUGGCAGCAUGUUGGCUCUGGCAAAUCCGAUGCACUUAUGUCAUACUGAACAACUACAUGUCGAGCUAGUACCAGACUCAUUUGGUUAUGGUUUCUUAAUGCAAGGAAUUCACAAGUUGUCUGUUGGUCCAUUUACUGUGGCAAGUAUUGAACUAGAUAGUCCUGCGCAGCAACACGGUGAGUUUAUGAUUGGAGAUCGAAUCCUGGCAAUUAAUGGGAGGUCUACAGAAGGAAUGUUGCUUGAACAAGCAUGGAAUGUUGUGAAUGAGGCAACCGGAAAUCUUGCUCUUCAAUUAGAGUUUGACGUUGCAGAGUCUGUGAUUCCUGGCACUGGAACAUUUGAUGUGAAACUGGCUAAACACAGUGGAGGUCUUGGGAUCACAAUCAAUGGUAACCCAGAAAAGGGUGGACCAAUAUGGAUAUCUCAAAUCAAGAAAGGAGGCAUUGCACAUAGGACUGGGACUUUAGAGCCAGGUGAUGUGCUUUUAGCAAUCGAUGGCAAGAAUUUGGAAGGAGCAACAUUGCAACAUGCUGUGGAAUUGCUGAAAUCGUCUGGAGAUGUUGUCACAUUGCAGAUCAGUAAAGACACUGCCACUCUUGGACCGCCGGGUACUAUUGUGUUUACGGUGGAGCUGAUGAGACGUGGGGCAAGUUUAGGAAUUACUGUGCAUGGAUCUGAGAAUCCUGGUGAUCCCAUAAUUGUGUCACAACUUAGAGAAGACGGUGUUGCAUUCAGGAGUGGUACACUGAAAGUUGGUGAUCGCAUAUUGGCUAUCAACAAUGUCAAUCUUCGUAUGCACACAUUGGUAGAUGCAGUAAAACUGUUGCAAACAGCAGGAGAUAUGGUAACAUUGAAGAUAUGUCGAGAGCCAACCACUGCUCCAAACAGAUUUGUGAAGUUUGUACCAGCUAAUUCUCAUCCUUUAAUUCAUUCUCCAAAGGCUUAUAGUCAGGGGCAUUUGAAUGAGUUUACGUGGCCUACAUCUGACCCACAGGAUGAUUUUGAGUCAGAAGUAUUCGAAGAUCAGAAUGAGGACACUCGGGAAAAAUCAACAACGUCAAACAGAUCAAUGCAGAGGCGUUUGGCAAUGUUGGCAUUGAAGCAGUCGGGUCGAAGUACUCCAGAUAUGCAGAGCACAGCGGGGAGUCCACAAUUUGAUGAAAUGUAUCAAGCAAAGCCAUGGUCGACGUCAGAAGUUGCCAAUGAGAGUUAUGUUGGUCCAGCAAUUGAGCACAGAGACAGCUUUAGGUCGUAUCCUAGCGUGCAACGAUGGCUUCGAUCAAGUGCAGGCAACUUAACUUCGGCUCAUUUGAGACACUUGGGGAGUGGUGGAGAUAGCUCUUCACCUGGUACAGAUCAUCGCUGGACACAAACAAUGCCGAGGCAGGGAAAUGAAUGGGUAGGACAGGUUACUUCUGGUUCAAAACCUCGUUACAAUAUUAGAGAUGGCUAUGCAACGUGGAGCGGUAGAAGGCGAGGUGGAUCGAGUCCAGCCGGUGGCAGUUGGAGCCAAGGAAUUAAUGAUGCAGAAAAAAGGUUUGGAGAGCUGAGGCCUCUUAAUCCAGCCUUUGCUGCAGAAACUUCAAGACGUCGACGAACUUUGCACAAAGAGACAUCGUCAGACAGCGAUAGUCCUCCUUCAAAUUCUCGAACAAGAGAACAAAAGAGGUCUCCUCCUAAAUUUGGUCAACGGUUUGAUGAGCAAUUUAGAGUGGCAGCCAGUAAGCCUACUGCUGUGUUGGUGAAGAAGGUGACACUUCGAAGGAAGAGCUCUCUGUCUGACUUUGGUUUCAGUGUUGCUGAUGGGGCAACAGAACCAGGCGUGUUUGUGAAGGCCGUGAAGCCCGGUGGUCCAGCAAUAGAAAAGCUACAAGCUUUUGAUAAAAUUCUCCAGGUGAAUGACACAAACGUGCACGACUCGGACUGCUGCCGAGUUGUACCGCUGAUUGCCCAGGCAAGUCACACACUCUCUCUGAUUAUAACGAGACGUAAACAGUCACAUCCAGCACUGACCAAGGACAGCGAUUAAUACGAUAGUAAAAAUAAUUAAGUUGCAAUGGGUUUCUACUUGGGUUUUGUCAUAGCAAUUAGCUAAACCAUGAUAUUGCAAACAUUAGGCAAAAUUUAAUCUUAAUUUAUUUGCUAGUGAAAAUUUGAAUUGUAAUUAACGUUUUACAGAUACUAAUAGAUCUAAGGAACAUCACCUGCUCUAUGAUGA